This is a messenger RNA of Coregonus sp. 'balchen', 16406 nucleotides long. NCBI's taxonomy places the organism in Eukaryota, Metazoa, Chordata, Actinopteri, Salmoniformes, Salmonidae. The record is from the annotation of a GenBank genome assembly.
AUGGGAGGUGAAGGACUGGGGCGUCGGGGCCCGGGGGAAGUUCCUGUAGACUAAAACAACCGUCCCUUCAGCCCUGCGCCCCCCCCCGUCCCCCCCCCCACCCCCCGCCUCCCCGGGGUCCUGCCCAACGGGGGAAACAAAAGGCAAGCGCAAACCCCUGCUACAAGGUAAAACCCACACCCAUUCCACUGCUUUUUUAUAAAAUUUCACAGAAUGCAACCCUAUAUUUUUUAAGAUAUGUAUUUGUGUAGUUCCAAAUAAUACCAGUAAAUUUGCCUCUAACGCUCUCCCUUGGGGUUGCGGGGGUUGGUGUGUGUGGGGUGUGGUGCCCCCCUGCCUGUCUGCCCCCAUGCCCCCCCAAGUUGUGUUUCCCAAAAGGGGUUUCCCUCGGGGCCCAAUGGACCAAAGCUGAUUCUGGCUUUUCAGGCCCCCCCCUAAACCUGUCAGGACACCAUGGAAGCCAACCUGUUUAGUGUUCCCGUGGCCCAGGGAGGAGAAAUUCAUACUGCCCGAUACUACACGAACCUUUGGGGGGGGGGGGACGGGGGCCCCAGACUUGGGUUUUUGGGGAGGGUUCCCCCCUUUUUUUUAAAAUUUUAAAAGGGGAGGGGUGGGGUUUUUAAAUUUAAAAGGGAAUGUGGUUGGGGAAUGAUAUUUUUAUGAUUAUUUAAAUUUUGGUUUGGUUUUUUAUAUUUUUCCUGUUAAAACCCAAAUGUGUAAUGGAAAAGUGGUUUUUUUUUCAUACCAAAUCCCCCUGAGAUACCCCCAGGGAGUGGGGGGCCCCGGGCCCGGGUCCCAUUGUACAGGCCCCCGGACAAUUUCGGGUUUAAAUGCCCGGCUCAAGGGCAAAACGGAAAAAUUUAUAUUAUUUUUUUUGGGGUUAUUUCCAAAAGAUGAUGGUUUUGAUGAUGAUGAAAGGUCCCCCCGGGGGUCCGAGGAACCCAAAGGCAGCCCCUUGGGGUUUUGGAUUGGAACUGAAACCCCAGGAACCCCCUUUGGAAAAACGGGAGCUGGAAGUGGAGCGACGGAGGCCGGGGAUUCCCCAGCAUCACCUUCCGGGCACCAGCCACAGAAUUUUUUAAAACCCUUCUAUGGAACUAAUUGAGCAGAAAAAACCAAAAAAAACUAUCUAUUAUUUCCCCACUAAAACCGAAAAAAAUUUACUGAUAGGUACAAAACCCACUGCAACAAAAACAGGGCCCCUUUUUGCAAACCCCUUUUACUUUUAGCUCAAAAAGCCCUUUUUUAUAUAGUCCUACUUUGUAGCUACUUUUUUUAACAUCUCAACCCAUUUCCUUUAUUUCAGUAAACCUUUUCCAAACCAAUUUUUGGGGGGUUACUACUUUCGACAAUUUCCCUUUAUUUUGGGGAGCAAAGAACCCGGGCACCCCUGGGGCCUGGUGGCCAUGCGCUUUGACUCUGAACUGGGCGGGGAUUGCAAAAAUCCCCAAAGGGAACAGAAAGACAACAGAACCACACAUGCCCCCAAAAAAAUCAAUCACCCCAAAACAGUGCUUUCUUUUUGUAUACAGACACAAUGGAGGCAAACUGAAAAAGGGCCCUUUUUUUUAUGGGGCCCGAAAAAAAUUUUAUUUUGAAAAUUCAAAUUUUGGGGUUAUGUAGUGCUUUAGCGAUUAAACGUAGAAAAAAAAACUCAGGUUUUUAAACAAAUAAUUGUCCCCACAUCCGGUUAAUUACUUGAAAUUUAAAUUUUGUUUUUUUUGGUUUUUUUUUGGGGAACCCCAAAGGCCAUUUUUUUCUAAAAGAAAACAAAUAAACAGGGGGAAAAUUACAACAAUAACUAUGGUUGGGGGUUUUUGGGGAAGGGAAAUUGUAGUUUUCAAAGCAAAUAUGUGACCGAUCGGUCGAUUUGGGGGCCCUUUUGUAAAAACAUUUUUAAAAUUGGGGGUUUUUUACAUUGGGGGUAAAAUAGAAAAAUCAGACUAGAAAAUUGUAUAUCAUACAAAAACAGUUUUUUAGGAACCAAAAGGGCAGUAAAAUUCUCUUGGAAUUGGGGUAAACUUGUUAACCCACCCCUUUUAGAAAAGGCCCUUGAAAUUUUUUUGGUACCCCCUCCGGGGGAGCUCUUUCUUUUUUCUACACCCCUUUAGCCAUCGUUCACCCCCAAAACCCCCCUUUAAGCCCUCACCCAUCUCUUUAAGGAUUCACAAAGUGAGGCCCUUUUGCUAAAUAAAAGGGGGAGACGGUAGUGUACCCAAACCCAAAAAAAAGAUUUCAAGACUUAAAGGGCGGGUUAUACUAAGUCAUCGAAAAGUUUUUGUAGACAGUUUCCGCAAGUGCCCAUUUUUUGAAAAAAUUUUUUUUUUUGUCUUCCCCACAUCAAAUUGGGGUUAAAGAAAAAAUAUAACACAAAAAAAGAAGGCUGCAUGCCCUCCGCCCUGGUGGUCCAAAAAAAGCAUAAAUGGUUUAUUUAAACCCCAAAAACCGCAUCCGGGGGGGGAAAAAACCCUAAAAGGGGAGGAGGGGGGAAGAAAGGUUUUUUUUUUUAAGGGGGGGGGUGGAAAAAGGAAAGGGAAAAAGGGGAAAAGGGGUUUUUUAAAAAAGGACAAAAGAGGAAGUAGGGAAGUUUCCAAAAUUUUUACAAGGGAAGGUAAAAAAAAGGGGGGAAAAUUUAAAAAAUUUUUUUUGAUAAUUUAAAAGGGGGGGGUAAAAAGGGGAUAAAAAAGGGUAUUUAAAAAAAUUUUUUUUAUUUGGCCAAAAAAAGGGGGGGGAAAUUUUUAAAAAAAAAAAAGGAAAGGAAAAAAAGGGGGGGGGGGGUUAAAAAAGAGGGGGGGGGAAAAAGGGUUUUUUUUAGGGGGGAAAAACCAAGGGGGGGGGGGGGAAAGGGGGGACCGGGAAAAUGAUUGGGGGAAACCGAUGGGGGGAUGGGGAAGGAAAUCCGCGUUGUUUGGGGAGAAAUAGGGGGGGUCAGGAAGGGAAAGGGGAGGUUUUGGGGGCGGGGGAGGGAGGGGGGGUGGCGAAAAAGAAAAAGGGAAAUAAGGAAAAAAAAGGGGGGGGAAAAAAAAAGGGGGGAAAAAGGGAAAGGAAAUUUAAAUGGGUUGCUUUGGUUUUUAGCUUUUUUUUGCCCCUUUUUUUUUUGAUGCCCUUUGUGUUGGAUAAAUUUUUGGUUUUGGAAAAACCCCCCCCCCCUCCCCCGCCUUUUUCCCUUCCUUCAAAUUUUUUCUAAAAAAAAUUUUUUUUUUGUUUUGUUUUUUUUGGAGUUUUUACUUUUUUCCCCCCUUUUUUUUUUAAGUUGUGGGUAGCCAGUUUCCUUUUAAUUUCCCUUAAUUUUUUAAAUUUUUUUCUGGGGAAACGUUUUAAAUUUGGGGCAAAAUUUUUUUAUUUUUACAGAAAAUAAACUCACCCCCAAAAAUUUAAAAAAUUUAAAUUAAAAGGAAAUAAAAAAAAACAAAAAUAAAAUUUUCGGUUUUUUGAGGUGAAGAAAUAAAAAAAGGGUUUCCCGGGGGUUUUUUGAGAAAAAAAAAUUAAAAAAAUUUUCCUAAAUUUAAUUAACCUUUCCCCAAUUUUACCCUUUUGCUUUUAAGGGGGUUUUUCCCCCAAAUUUUUGUCUCUGGUUACCACCACUUUUAUCAAAUAUAAUCUACGUUUUAUUGUCACAUGCACAGGAUACAGAAAGGGUAAAUGGUACAGUGAAAUGGUUUACUUGCAUAGUGGAGUCUUUUGUUUAGACAUCUAGCUAGCUAUUUAAACAAUGAACCAUAAUCCCAACUCAUAAUGUUACUACCCUGCAUGAAUCUGCAGGUAGCUAAUGCUAACCAGCUAGGUUCAAUGUUAGCUAGCUAGCUAACAUUAGGCUAUAACUAGCAAUGCAAAUGGCUCUGAGAUACGAAUAAUAUUACUACACAGAUCAUACAUGUAACGUUAGCUAACGAGCCAUCCAGCUAACAUUAGCUAGCUAGCUAACAGUACACUUUAACUUGCUAUGAAAACGACUUUCUGACAGAAACGCAUAAUAUCUGAAAAUGUAGCUAGCUAGACUCCCUUACCCAUAUAUAUGGAUGAACGCUUCUCCCUCUCUGCCACGGAUGCCAUGGUUGCCCUUAGUUUGAAGAUGUAAUCCGGAGACAGGUGUUUUUUACAACAGCCUUCUGUGUGUUCUCUUUUCGACACCCUCUGCAUAUUUGCAAUCAAACGCCAGAAUGUUCUUCAUCUCCUUAGCUAUCAUACUCUGCUUCCACCGGACAUUCCUCUGAUUUCAAGACUCGGCCUCCUGAAAGUGGAGAGCAUUAGCAACACUUUUGCAGCUCUUCGUGAUAUCUUUAAAAAAAAGCCGCGUUAGAAAGGAUUACCUACACAUACUGAGCAGCUCAUGUUAUAGACAGAAGCUUGCUACAUGGCAGACCAAUCCGAACUCAUCUCUCGGCAUGUCCAGCCCAUCCAUUAUCUCAGCCAAUCAUGGCUAGCGGGAAGGUUCCUGUCUUUUUCCAUGGCUAAAGCAACUAGGCUCGUAAUUUAACAAUUGUAUUCAUAUUUACAGAUGGCAUGCAAGUUUGUUAUUAAGUCAUAUGAAGUUUCAGAUGUUCCAGAAGGCAUUUCUGCCAAAAAACUCAUUUUGAUAAAAACAUUUAUGUUUACAUUCAAAUGCCUUCAAAUAAAUUAGUGACACGCGACAUAUGCCUAGUUUCCUGAAACGAGCCACAUAUUCAACCUAAUUCAGCGCAAAAAAUGUGUAAUUAACUACAAUGACCAUAAUCAAUUGCACCAUUUUUUUCAGGCUCAGAUAGAGACAGGUCAGAGAGGAAGAGGCAAAGCGAGAGGUUUCAGUCUCGACAAAAUCGGUCCAAAAUAAGCUCAAAAUAAACCCAAUGCGUUUCUAUGGGCUUAUUUUGGACCUAAGCUUGUCGCCUGCCUUCCCGCCUUUGGGACAACGACUCCCAUUAUUAGGGCGGAGACAUAAGCAUCACUUCAUUAUAUACAGAUCUCUGGACGGAUACACUUUUACGCCUGCUACGUUAGGUUGGAUACACACAGACUGCAUAGACCUCAUGAGAGAGGAAUGUACACAACACAACAACAGGAGGGACAGAAACAGUUUGUGAAGUAUGCCUUAUCUACUUUGAACAACUAGUAAAAUGAUUUUGUCAGACAGCUCUGCAAUAUACUUAGGCAGGCUAGCCUAGAUAAAUAGGAUGACUAAAGACAGUACAGUAUGGGAAAUAAUAAAGUCAUUAAUUAAGUAAUAUACACACCUGAAAUAUUGUAUUAUUUCAUAGUCAUUUCAUUUUUCUGUUGAUGUCUACCCAAUGUGUACCUGACAGAGACAAUGGAAUAUUUUCAAUGUUUUGGCAAUUGAAUGUUCACUAUUUUUGGUUUUGGAAUUUCCAUUAAAAAGCUCUAUCAUUGUAGUUAUUUCAUAAUGCUUUUUCUGUUGAAAAGAAUAAUCGACCCGAAACCGAACCGACCUCAAAAAGCACUAAUCACUCAGCACUAGGGUUAUGAAUUUGUUAUGAAUUAUGAAUUCAGACCACUUUGGUGUUUUGUGUUUUCAGGAAAAGUUGAUAAGGAUCCAAACCCCACUGAAGGUAAACCACACUCCUCUCAUUGUCUCUGUUAUUUGUAUAGUCUCCCAUCAUAACCCAACUAGCACCUUCUCCUUCUUUGCUUCCCCUCGUUCUCCUCCCCCCAGCCCCCACUCGCAGUGAGUGGGUGGGCUUCCAGGAGGCAGAGUAUAAGUUCUUUGACCUCCGGUCUACGUGGGACCAAGCCCAGAGGAUCUGUUCCUGGCUCAAUGCUUCUCUGGCUUCCAUCCACUCUUCUGCAGAGGAGGUUUUCCUGGCCAACACACUGCACAAGGUGCCCCACAUAACCUUUAUAACCCUUUAUUUAAAAACAACUUUAUAACCCUUUUAUAACUGCUUCAUGUUCAUGAAGAACAUGACAGAAUUAAACAUCCACAUGGGCACUUUCAUAACUCUACAAAAGGUACCAACCAUCAACCACCACAUGGAUGGACAUGUGCUGUUUUAUCCAAGCCAAUAGUCUGUGCUGUACUGUACAUCACUGCAUGUCACUGGAGGUCAUGUGUGUUUUCUCUCUCACCUGCAGAUGACCAAGGUAGAGGGGGACCACUGGUGGGUGGGGCUUCAUACGUAUGAGAACGAUGGCCGUUUCCGCUGGUCAGACCACUCUGUGCUCAACUAUGUGUCCUGGGCUUUCGGCAGGCCACACCCACUCAGCCGUGACCGCAAAUGUGUCCACAUGUCAGUCAGCAAAGGUGAGGAUUCUGGGAUGCUGUACAGUUUGUCUCGUAAAUAGCAUAUUUUGUGUGUUUUUUUUUAAACAACAUUUCAUCUUUCAUUCUAAAACGUUCUACAGCGGAGUGGGCAGAUCAGAAAUGCCACUCAGACCUGCCCUACAUCUGUAAGAGAGUGAAUGUCACAGGCACCAUCCCACCCACACCCUCCACCACCCUGCCCCCCGCGGGUUGCCCCGAUGGCUGGGCCCAUUUCCUGCACAUGGUAGGGCUCCUGGGUUAUGUAGUUCAUACUGUACUGAUAAAGAUGUGAAAGUUAUAUGAAUGUGACAUAACUGUGAUAUGUUAUGAUUUGAUCUUCCAUUUUAGCCACUCAGUUGUGAUCAGAUCUCACGUUAGAUCUCAAACUGACCUCUCACCUGAGGGUACUGGUUUCUCCUGGGUUAUGUUAAGUGUGAGAGCAUGAUUGUCCUUCCUGACCUGACCUCUCACCUUCCUGUUUGUGUGUGUGUAGUGUUAUAAGGUGUUUGGUCAUGAGCAGACCCGGAGGGCCACAUGGUCAGGAGCCAGGCUCAUGUGUGAGUCACAGGGAGGAGCCUUGGCUGUGGUGCCCAAUCACGUAGAGCAAGGUAGUUUUAUUCUCAACUGACGCACAAACAAACACACGCACGGUUUCACACACACACACAAGGGCACACACACACAUACACCAUCAAAACAUCAGUGGUUCCCAAACUGUCGGGUGAGAUGAACAUACGCAAUAACGUACUUUUUAAGGAACUCAGUCAGGCUUUCAACUUCUUCUUGAAAGUUGUAAUAGUAGAAUGCAUUAAUUUUCGAAAUUGGGUAGUGCAUCAUCAGUUUUGCUCUUGUCAUGUCAGUCAUUGCAGACCUUAGAGAGCUUUUUAUAACUUGUCAGACAUGUCCAGUUCCCCAAUGAUGAAAGGGGGGCAUGAGUGAAAAAGUUUGGGAAGCACUGAAUAACAUCAUGCAUGCUGUCUCCCACAGCCUUUGUCACCACUCUGCUGUCCAACGUGAGUUUUGACCUGUGGGUGGGGCUGACGUCUGACUCUAAAGGCCACUUCCAGUGGGCUCAUCCUGGACUCCUCAGCUACACCAACUGGGCCUCUGGAGAACCCCUGGACAACAGUGGACCACUCCACAACAAGACUCCGGUACAUACCACCCUGGUCUCAUCUGUUUCUGUAUUAAUCCAGUCUUGCAUCCCAAAUGGAACCCUAUUCCCUACAUAGUGCACUACUUUAGAACCAGUUCACUAGUCGAAAGUAGUGCACUAUAUAUGGAAUAUGGUGCCAUUUGGGACACACACUUGGUCUGUGGUCCAGUCUUUGUCAUGUCCAUUGUUGAUGACAUCAUUGACACCUGACAGGGUAACUGUGUGGUGAUGAUCCAUGGGAACCCAGCAAAGAAUACUGGCAUGUGGGCGUCCCGGGCCUGUGAGAUGGAGAAACAUGGCUACAUCUGCCAGAAGAAACAAGGUACAGUCACAACUCCAAACUGCACAGCUACUCGCAAUGCAACAGUGCAUAACAUAACUAACCAGUGAAUGGUGUAGUAGACAAGCAUUCCUGUGUGAAUCUGUUACAUGGUACUGUACCUACUGAAACACAUACCUGAUAUAUUAAACAGUUGUGUUUAUAUCAGUCAGCAGAAACAGUUUCCUUUAUAUGCUGAUAUAACUUUGUCUCCUUAGACCCAGCUCUGCCCUCUGGCCCUGCCCUCCUGCCAUCCUCCCUGUCGGGAGCCCUGGAGCUGGGUGGGGUGUCGUACCGCGUAGUGAAGAAGCGUCUGGACUGGACAGGGGCGCUGCAUGUGUGCGAGUCUCUGAACGGGACGUUGGCUUCAGUGAGAGACCCCUACCAACAGGCUUACCUCACCCUGCUGAUGAACAGCCUACACCUCCCAGCAUGGAUCGGCCUUUACAACUCUGGGGUGAGGCCCUGGACAUGACAAGCUAGGAGGAGUUAUGCACAUUUACGAGAUCUUUAUUGGUUUGUUUUGAUACAACAACAUGGUAAAAUGUAGGGUGAGAUAAUUGUAACACUACAAUAUUACAUUGAUAUAAUCAGAUCUUCAAAGAUUUAUUUAACUAGAUUGGCCAAUGAGGUAAGACUUGGAGUCAGAAUAUUAUGAUUAACUCCUCCUCUGUUCCACACUCAGGGGCGGAGCUUCAGCUGGUUGGGCGAGGAGGACCUGACUUACACUGCCUGGCGGGAUGGGGAGCCUAAUAAACUGUCUGGAUGUGGUCACAUGACCACGGUGGGGCAGUGGACUAUGACCCCCUGUGACGCUAAACUGGAUGCUGCCAUCUGUCAGAUUAAUACAGGUGUGGGUGUGUGUGUGGGUGUGUGUGUGUGUGUGUGUGUGUGUGUGUGUGUAUUUGUGCAUCCGUGUAUGUGUGCAUGUUUGUGUGUGUGUGUUUUAUCAAUAGGAUAAUGCAGUAUAUGUGUAAGCCCUGUCCUGCUCUCUCUCUCUCUAUCUCUCUCCACCAGAGGAGGCUGUGGUGCACCAGUGGAGUUACCCAGGACAGUGCCCUCACUCUCUGGGCGACUGGGCCUGGGUGCCCUUCAGGAACCACUGCUACUCCUUCAACCUGCAGAACCUACGGCUGCAGACCGACGCCCACUCCUCCUGCAGGAAGGGUAAGGAGGACACUCUGUCACCUGCCAAUCACACAGUCCAGACAUGCCCUUAGUCAGCCAGACACUCCUUAGUCUCUAUACAUGACACUAUACAUGCACAUCGUGUGUGUCCCAAAUGGCACCCUAUUCCCUAUGUAGUACACUACUUUUGAUCAGAGCCCUAUAGAGAAUAGGAUGCCAUUUGGGACGCACAACAGUGGAUUCGGUUAGCUUUUAACAGCUAGGACCGCUAUUUCUUGUCCCGGAAUCCCGCUUAACUGCUUGAAAGAGCCGCUAACCUAGCUAAGUUGCUAGCCAUCAAGCUAACAAAGUUAGUUCCAGAUGAGUUUUCCAAUGGAGCCAUCUUUGUCUGGAGAAGUAAAUGAACGGUUCAAGCGCUGUAGGAGCUGUAUCUACUACGCUUUGUUUCGGGACAAACUGGAUCACUCAGAGUUCCAAUGUGGCUAUUGUUUGCUUGCCGAGGAUUAUAGGCUUGAGGUGGCUUCCUUGAUCACGCAGGUCGCCAACCUACGUAAGAAACUGGGGGAAACGCAGAGUGGAAUGUUUACCUUUUCUACGCCGGUGGCUGGACAGCGUUCACACUUGUUGGAUGCAUCUCCGCCUUGUCGUUUGUCGUUAUUCGACUGGCCGGUGUUGCCCGGAGUUCGUUUGCCAGGGGAGCCAUCUCCUGCCUCUCCUCCCCCAUCUGAUAGCGGAGUCGAAGGAGCACAGCAAGAGGAGCAUGGCAAUCAACGAUGGUCGCAUGUCACGAGCCAUGGAAGCCAAAGACAGCGGCCUCCCGCAAAGCAGUCUAUACUCCCAAUGAGAGGCCCGGAGCGGAUACAAACAACAAAUAGUUUCGCCGCCCUGGAGCCUGAUCUUCCUGCACCUUCGUCGCUAGGGGUACCUGUGUGUGCGGCCGCUGUGCCUACUCCUACUCCUUCCCUCAAGAAAAAGCUUCAAACUGUAACCAGUGCCUGCAACCUGGUUCAGGUUAUCAGUCAACCUACCAGGGUAGUUACAAACAACACAGGAAUGAAAUCAUCAACAUAUAUUGAUCACAUCUUUACUAAUGCUGCAGAAGUGUGCUUGAAAGCAGUAUCCAGAUCCAGCGGAUGUAGUGAUCACAAUAUAGUAGCCAUAUCUAGGAAAACCAAAGUUCCAAAGGCUGGGCCUAAUAUAGUGUAUAAGAGGUCAAACAAUACGUUUUGUAGUGACUCCUAUGUUGUUGAUGUAAUGAAUAUUUGUUGGUCCGUGGUGUGUAAUGAGGAGCAAACAGACGUUGCAUUUGACACAUUUAUGAAAUUGAUUAUCCCAGUUACUAAUAAGCUUGCACCCAUUAAGAAAAUGACUGUAAAAACUGUUAAAUCCCUGUGGAUUGAUGAGGAAUUGAAAAAUUGUAUGGUUGAGAGGGAUGAGGCAAAAGGAAUGUCAAAUAAGUCAGGCUGCACAACCGAUUGGCAAACGUACUGCAAAUUGAGAAAUCAUGUGACUAAACUGAAUAAAAAGAAGAAGAAACUACACAAUAAAACAAAGAUAAAUGAUACAAAAAGAAUGAUAGUAAAAAGCUAUGGAGCACCUUCAAUGACAUUUUGGGAAAAAAGGCAAACUCAGCUCCAUCAUUCAUUGAAUCAGAUGUCUCAUUCAUCACAAAACCGACUGAUAUUGCCAACUACUUUAAUGAUUUUUUCAUUGGCAAGAUUAGAAAAUGUAGGCAUGACAUGCCAGCAACAAACACUAACACUACACAUCCAAGUAUAUCUGACCAAAUUAUGAAAGACAAGAAUUGUAAUUUUGAAUUCUGUAAAGUGAGUGUGGAAGAGGUGUCUAUCAACAAUGACAAGCCACCAGGGUCUGACAACUUGGAUGGAAAAUUACUGAGGAAAAUAGUGGACGAUAUUGCCACUCCUAUUUGCCAUAUCUUCAAUGUAAGCCUAAUAGAAAGUGUGUGCCCUCAGGCCUAGAGGGAAGCAAAAGUCAUUCCAAUCAGCCUGUUACCAACCCUUAGUCAAGUUUAGGAAGAAAUGGUGUUUGACCAGAUACAAUGCUAUUUUACAGUAAACAAAUUGACAACGUUCUUUCAGCACGCUUAUAGGGAAGGACAUUCAACAAGCACAGCACUUACACAAAUGACUGAUGAUUGGCUGAGAGAAAUUAAUGAUAAAAACAUUGUGGGGGCUGUUUUGUUAGACUUCAGUGUGGCUUUUGACAUUAUCGAUCAUAGUCUGCUGCUGGAAAAACAUAUGUGUUAUGGCUUUACAUCCCCUGCUAUAUUGUGGAUAAAGAGUUACCUGUCUAACAGAACACAGAGGGUGUUAUUUAAUGGAAGCCUCUCCAACAUAAUCCAGGUAGAAUCAGGAAUUCCCCAGGGCAGCUGUCUAGGCCCCUUACUUUUUUCAAUCUUUACUAACGACAUGCCACUGGCUUUGAGUAAAGCCAGUGUGUCUAUGUAUGCGGAUGACUCAACACUAUACACGUCAGCUAUUACAGCGACUGAAAUGACUGCAACAAUUAACAAUGUGCUGUAGUUAGUUUCAGAAUGGGUGGCAAGGAAUAAGUUAGUCCUAAAUAUUUCUAAAACUGAAAGCAUUGAAUUUGGGACAAAUCAUUCACUAAACCCUAAACCUCAACUAUAUCUUGUAAUAAAUAAUGUGGAAAUUGAGCAAGUUGAGGUGACUAAACUGCUGGGAGUAACCAUGGAUUGUAAACUGUCAUGGUCGAAAUAUAUUGAUACAACAGUAGCUAAUAUGGAGAGAAGUGUCACGAUCGUCUAAUGAGGGAGACCAAAGCGCAGCGCGUUGAGCGAACAUGACUUUAUUAAAUUAAAGUACUCACUACAAAAACAACAAACAAUGACGAAUCGUGAAGUCCUCAGUUACAAUGACUGACAAGGAACAAAAACCCACAACACUAAGGUGAACACUGACAGUUUAAAUAUGGCUCCCAAUCAGAGAUAACGAGCCGACAGCUGACACUCGUUACCACUGAUUGGGAGUCACACGACCAAACAAGGAAACCCAACCAAAUACAACACACCCAAUACCAAACACAACCAAAUGAACACACCCUGGCUCAAAAUACACAGUCCCGGAGCCAGAGCGUGACAGUACCCCCCCCUAAAGGCGCGGACUCCGACCGCGCCUACACCCCAAAUAGGGAAGGGCUGGGUGGGUAUUGCUCCUCGGAGGCGGCUCCGGCUCCGGGCUUGACCACCACCCUACUACAAUCCCCCCGUAGUGCCCCCAGUCCGAUCUGACCCAGUUAGCUGGAUCAGGACUGCCGACGCGCACCCCUGGCUUGGCGCGUGAGGCAGGAAUGGACCGGACCUGGCAGACGAUACGCACCCUUUGCAUGGUGCGUGGAGCCGGAACAGGCCUCACCAGGCUGAAGACUCGCAUCCCUGGCUUGGUGCGAGUAGCAGGAAUGGGCUGAAUCCGGCUGACGACUCGCACCCUUGGCUUGGUGCGAGUAGCAGGAAUGGGCUGAAUCCGGCUGACGACUCGCACCCUUGGCUUGGUGCGAGUAGCAGGAAUGGGCUGAAUCCGGCUGACGACUCGCACCCUUGACUUGGUGCGAGUGGCAGGAACAGGCAGAAUCCGGCUGACGACUCGCACCCCUGGUUUGGUGCGAGUGGCAGGAACAGGCCGGACAGGGCUGACGAAACGCACCAUAGACUUGGUGCGGAGAGCAGGCACGGGUCUGACAGGGCUGGCGACGCGCACCACAGACUUGGCGCGGAGAGCAGGAACGGGCCGGACAGGGCUGAUGACGCACACCACUGGCUUGGUGCGGGGAGCUUGGAUGGGCCGGACUGUACUGGGGACACACACCACUGGCCCUACACCGGGAUCUGGAACGGGCCGGACCGGACUGGCAACACACGCCAGUACCUCUCGCCGUGCCUCUACUUCCUCCAUCCCCUCUUCGACCAGUGGCCCCCGUAACCCGACGGCCUCCUCCGGCAACCCACUGGACCGCUCUAUCGCGGCCUCCUGCUGGUCCGACGUCGUGAGCCCCCCCCUAAAAAUUUUCUGGGGUUCUCUCCUCUUCGUGGACCAGGCCUCCAUCGUUCUCGCCAGACUAUCACCCCACUGCUCCAAAGUCCAACCUCUCUCCUCUUCUCUUGGCUUGGCCCAGUCGAGACUCCUACUCAACUGCUCCCAAGUCCAUCCUCUCUCUUCUUCAUGCUGCUUGAUCUGGUUAAGGUGGGUUUUUCUGUCACGAUCGUCUAAUGAGGGAGACCAAAGCGCAGCGCGUUGAGCGAACAUGACUUUAUUAAAUUAAAGUACUCACUACAAAAACAACAAACAAUGACAAAUCGUGAAGUCCUCAGUUACAAUGACUGACAAGGAACAAAAACCCACAACACUAAGGUGAACACUGACAGUUUAAAUAUGGCUCCCAAUCAGAGAUAACGAGCCGACAGCUGACACUCGUUACCACUGAUUGGGAGUCACACGACCAAACAAGGAAACCCAACCAAAUACAACACACCCAAUACCAAACACAACCAAAUGAACACACCCUGGCUCAAAAUACACAGUCCCGGAGCCAGAGCGUGACAAGAAGUCUGUCCAUAAUAAAGCCCUGCUCUACCUUCUUAACAGCACUAUCAACAAGGCAGGUCCUACAGGCUCUAGUUUUGUCGCACCUGGACUACUGUUCAGUCGUGUGGUCAGGUGCCACAAAGAGGGACUUGGGAAAAUUGCAAUUGGCUCAGAACAGGGCAGCACGGCUGGCCCUUGGACGUACACAGAGAGCAAACAUUAAUAAUAUGCAUGUCAAUCUCUCCUGGCUCAAAGUGGAGGAGAGAUUGACUUCAUCACUACUUGUAUUUGUGAGAGGUACUGACAUGUUGAAUGCACCGAGCUGUCUAUUUAAACGACUAGCACAGAGCUCAGACAACCAUGCAUACCCCACAAGACAUGCCACCAGAGGUCUCUUCACAGUCCCCAAGUCCAGAACAGACUAUAGGAGGCACACAGUACUACGUAGAGCUAUGACCAAAUGGAACUCUAUUCCACAUCAGGUAACUGAUGCAAGCAGUAGAAUCAGAUUUAAAAAACAGAUACAAAUGCACCUUAUGGAACAGCGAGGACUGUGAAACAACACACACAUAGGCACAGACACAUGCUACACACACGAUAACAUAUGCACUAUACACACACGUACACAUGGAUUUUGUGUUGUAGAUAUGUGGUAGUGGAGUAGGGGCCUGAGGGCACACACUUAGUGUGUUGUAAAAUUUGUUAUGAAUAUAUUGUAAUGUUUUUAAAAUUGUAUAACUGCCUUAAUUUUGCUGGACCCCAGGAAGAGUAGCUUCCUCUCUCCACUCAAUCGCUGUUGUCAUGGAGAGAGCUUUCAGCGCUCAGCACUGACAUCAUGACCAAAUAUGUCAAUAAGUCUAAAUUAGCUGUGAUUCAUUGAGCUUUUAUUGAAAUGCACUCGCUUUAUUAUCUCCUGAUUUCUCGCUUUCAUUUUCCUUCAUCAUCCCUUCUCCUGUCACACUACCAUUGUCUGUCUAAACUUAUUCAUGAGCUUUAUUAGUCAAUAUGGUUAUAUGACCUAUUCUCUUCAUUUCUCUCUCAUCUCCUUCUCUGUUUCACACCUCCCUCGUCUGUAACUCUCUCUGACCACUAUUCUCAAUGUAUCUACCUCCUCCUAUCUCUCUCUCUCCUCUUCUCUCUCUUCGAGUAUCUCUCAAUUCCUCUCUCUCUCUCUCUCUCGUCUAGCUCUCUCUCUCUCUCUCUCUCUCUCUCUCUCUCUCUCUCUCUCUCUCUCUCUCUCUCUCUCUCUCUCUAUCUAUGCCCCCCUCUCUCCCCCCCCAGUGGGUGCCCAGCUGCUGUCGGUCCUGGAUGAAACAGAGAAUGGCUUUGUAUGGGAGCACAUCCAGAGCUACCAGGAGCAGGCCCACGGAGCCUGGCUGGGUAUGACCUUUAACUCCAAAGGUAAGGAACUCCUCAGGUAGUACACAGUGAAAGUAUACACAGAUGAUUCUUACUGUUAAAAACAUGUAAAGAUCAUGUACUGUAAGGUCAUAUAAUCUAAUGUGUUAUGUAAGAAGAGUCAAAUAUCAGAGUGACAUAUGCUAGUCAUAUACUCAUUCAUAUAUUAACAUACAUUAUUUGUACCCACCUUUUUGCAAUAGGGUAUUCCAGGGCUAUUUCAAGGUAUUCUUCAGACAGGCAUGGCCAUACUGUGUGAACAUCAGUGUGUGUUUGUGUGUGUGUUGUUCCUGGUGUUGUCCUGCAGGGAGCAGUCUGAUGUGGUCUGAGAGUGCAGAGGUGAAGUUCACUAACUGGGAGGUGCAGGGCACCAACCUGAGCAUGCUGUUUCCCAACACCUGCUUCUGGAUCCAGAGCAACACUGGCCUGUGGAAACCAGGCUCCUGCAAGAACCGCACGCACGGAGUCAUCUGCAAACGGCCACGCAGUAAGGAAGGCCUCACACUGUAGCACAGACAAAUAACAAUAUGGACAAUGUCCUACAUGUACAUAGUGUCAAAGUCGCGUCAAUUCAAAUCUGGUAUUAGGAACAAAAGAGGUCAACACGACUUCUAAGAUAUACUAGUUAUUUUAAUUAAUGCAAAAACCUUCAAUGGUAAAUAUGAUGUUUCGUAUAUAUGGGCUCUCUGAAACACCUCGCAGGGCACUUCAGAGAACUAACCCAUUGUUCUGGGUUCUUGCUCAAAUACUCUGACAGAGGGAGUUUCCCACCUCUCUGCUGACCAAUUAGAGUAGAGACUUGAGCGUGGUUUAGACUUACUCAGUCAAUCCGUUGAUGCAUCUCUGUUACCAGGCAUAUGUCCAUAUCAUAACAACCUGUCAUAGUAAGAAGAGCCAGCUCCCUUAGACACCAUUCCUACGUCCAAGGAAGGUUCACAGAUCACAAAGAACCAGUAUAUUCCAGCAUCUGGAGACACAAAUCCCUAUCUCCCUUUACCCCCUAAAACAGCUCUUCACAUCAAUCACAGCCUGCCAGGUGUCACAACCUACAUUAGCCCAGUCAAGAAUGCAUUCUUUCUAAGUUAGUCAUCCCAUCAAUUAUAAACAUAAUAAAUCUCUCACAAUAGUGAUAGCAAAGAUGUAUGACCACUUACUGUGCUUCAUUUAAAACUGCCAACAGCAAUCUCUGAACUGACAACACAACUCAAAUGUUAUCUUUUUCGUUGCAGGUGCUGAGGCUUCGGCAGUAGUCUGUAAGUAUGGAUAGGAUAUCCUAUGUUGUUUGUUCAAGUCAUGAAAUGUUAGAUUUGUUUAAAUCUGUAAUGCUAAUCUGUAAAAAAAAAUAGUCCUUCUCUCUCUCCCCCUCUCUCCCUGUCUGUUUCAGCUGAAGAGGACCACCUGCCCACACUGAUCGUGAUCAUGGUGACAGGCCUGGUGUUGGUGAUCCUCAUCGUGGGCAUGAUCUACCUGUACCGCCGGCGCCAGGCGGGCUCCCUGGGCUCUUACGAGGGGGCGCGCUACAGCCGCACCAACUCCAACCCCUCCGAACAGGCCGAGAAGAACAUCCUGGUGUCUGACAUGGAGCUCAACGAGCAGCCGGUGUAG